Molecule: messenger RNA, 1195 nt
Organism: Saccostrea cuccullata (small rock oyster)
Lineage: Eukaryota; Metazoa; Mollusca; Bivalvia; Ostreida; Ostreidae
Product: putative nuclease HARBI1
Exons: 7
Coding region: 1-969 (322 amino acids)
Source: RefSeq, a predicted model, not a curated record
AUGGCUGGCAGACGUCGUAGACGACGUAGGUUUCGGAGAUAUCGCAAUCGACCGUCAAAAAGGGUGAUACGAGAUCGACUGAACCCCUUAGAAGCCUACACAGACGAUGAACUUUUUGACCGCUAUCGAUUUAGGCAGGCUUCAGUCGUGUAUUUACUGGAUUUGAUAGGUGGGACUUUGAUAGAUAGUACAAAAAACAAUGCCUUACCUCCGCUUUUACAGCUCUUCGUGUGUCUGAGGUUCUUUGCGACAGGCGCCUAUCAUAAACUAAUAGGUGAUAGCAUGAAUGUGUCUGAGUCAACUGUCGGUAGAUGUUGUAGAUCAGUCACUAAUGCCAUCCUUACUGUCAGACAACAAUUCAUUGUUUUCCCUAGAGACGAACAAGCACGGAAAACGAAGCAAGAGUUCAUCAAAAUUGCCGGAUUCCCGAACACACUGGGAUGCGUUGAUGGAACAUUCAUUAGAAUUAUGGCUCCAACUGAAAAUGAACCGGAUUUUGUGAAUAGAAAGGGAUUCCAUUCUUUGAAUGUACAGAUGGUUUGUGAUGCCAACUUCCAAUUCACGAGUGUGUGUUCCAGCUGGCCCGGUAGUGUCCAUGAUAGCAGGAUUUGGCGGGAAUCAUUCCUUUGUCGACAAUUCGAAAGAGGUGAACACAAUGGCAUUUUGUUGGGCGAUUCUGGAUACCCCUGUCGACGCUAUUUAAUGACACCAUACCUCAACCCGCAGACAAACGCUCACCAACGGAGGUUUUCCUGUCUUCAAGGAACUCUGAGAACGGCCCCUGAACAGGCAGUAGCAUACGUUGUCGCUUGCGUCAUCCUUCAUAAUCUUGGGAUUCGAACUGGUGAUGUGAUGGAUAGAUUGGACCAGCAAGAGGAUGCAUUUGAUCCGACGGCCCAUCAAGUUGUGUGCAAUUCUCCAGAGGGAAGUCACUUGCGAGACUAUAUCGCACAGACGUAUUUCGGGUAGAGCUACAUGUAGGUCAUUUUCAAGUGGUUGACGGUUUAUAGUGACAUAUGUUUCAGAAUUUCAUUUGAUAUACUGAAGUACAUGCGUUUAUUUAUUGUUUAAAAAAUAAAUAUUUCACAUUUACUGAUCCCAAUUCAAGAGUUUGUGAUCUAUUCAGAGCCUCUCAAAAGUAGUAAGUCAUUGACACACAGGGUUUAUGAUGAAUUCUGGAAAUUCAGAACUUAAU